Austrofundulus limnaeus is the source of this 856-nucleotide messenger RNA. RefSeq lists its product as uncharacterized. The record is from RefSeq and is a predicted model, not a curated record. NCBI's taxonomy places the organism in Eukaryota, Metazoa, Chordata, Actinopteri, Cyprinodontiformes, Rivulidae.
GUUGCACAAAUAAGUCUUGGUUCCUACUCACCAAUUCAAUUUCCAUUAUGGAGGUUUUUGAAACUCUUGGUCUGAAAAUCCCUAAUACAAUAUUGAUUGAUGGAGUCUCAGAGAACCCCACAGAUGAACUUAUUGAUUUUCUUGAACAGUAUGGUGAUAUUAAGCAGAGAACUACCAUCGAUUUAUGUGAAUCAGAAUUUGAUCAAAUGAUGGUUGUUGAAUUUGAUUCUGGAUUGUCUUUAGCACGCUUAUCUCCAAUAUUACCAUAUACAUUUACAUCAUGUGUGGGUGAUAAAUUUCAUAUUGAAAGUUUAUCUGAGAUUUAUGCCUCAAAGGUUGGUGGAUUAAAGACAAACAAGUAUUUGGCUGAUUUACAAGAAAUUGCCAAGAUGUCUGGAAAAAAUUACACUCAAGUUCUCACAGAAGUGAUGUCCCAGAUACAGCAGUCUAUUGCAGAGUUCUGUCCUGUGGUCCCAGAGAAGGCAAAAGAGGAACAACAACAACUUGCAGAUGAAGAAGGAGGGCAGCAGCCAUCAGCUCAUGCUACAACUCAACUCCCUUUUCCUCUGUCAUCCCUUUCACAGUCAGCUCCUCUCCCAUCUGGUUCUUCUGUCUCCGACAGAGCUGAAGUGCCAAGUCAGAAGAGGCGGUCCACAUCUAUUUCUGCUGGUGAUCUUAGUCCUCCUGAGGUGCAACGGUACGUUGUGGAGCAUGUUGUUAGGAGUGGGGACAGCUCUCUACAUAUGCACACAUCCAAUAGACUUAGGGCAUUCUCUGGAAAAGUCCCCAGGCCAAGUCAUGAGACGGACUAUGACACGUGGCGGUCGAGUGUUGAAUUAGUUCUUCAAGAUCCCUC